AAGAGAAGAAGAAGCUCAGCUACCUUUGACCGGAAGGGGGUUGUCACCGGGUUACGACAGUUAGCAGCUGUUUACUAGCUAGUUUGAUUUAUCAAACAAACAUUUCGCAAUACGCCGACCAUGGAUAUAUGUGGGAGUUAAAGUAGAAUAAAAUGGUCCUGCACAACUAAGGAAACCGUAAUGCCAUAGAGAAAAGAGCUACUGCCUAGCUCCUCCACCAGGGAGGAGAGGUCUCCCCAGAAAUGGCAACUGAACUUCAUGAGACCAUAUUUAUGGCCAAGCAGGAGCGCCACAAAAACCUGUUUCUUAACUACAAGAACCUAAAUAUUUUCCCUGUAGAGCUGCUCAAAGAUGAAGGCCUGCAGUUUCUGGAGAGACUGUACAUGAAGAGGAACUCCCUCACUACACUGCCUGACAAUCUCGCUCAGAAGCUACCAAAUCUAAUUGAAUUGUAUUUGCACUCAAACAACAUAGUAAUUAUUCCUGAAGCUAUCGGAAACUUGGCCAGGUUGCAGUCGUUAGACUUGAGCAAUAACGCCCUUCAGCUUCUGUGUCCAGAAAUUGGACGACUGAGGUCUCUACGGCACCUGAGGCUGUCCAAUAACCAGCUGAAAUGCCUUCCUCCAGAGAUCGGUGAUCUUCAUGACCUGGAGACUCUCGACGUGUCAAUGAACCAGCUGAUGUCUUUACCAGACCGGCUGCACCGCUGUCUCUCCCUACAGAAUCUAACAGUGGACCACAACCUACUGAAUCACGUUCCUCGACACCUCUGCUGGCUCCACCGCCUCAACCAGCUAUCCAUGGCCGCUAACCGGCUGACAUUUCUACCACUUGAUCUGGGCAGAUCACGGGAGCUGCAGUUCGUGUUUGUCGACAACAAUGUGGACCUAAAAGGCCUCCCCUCCUACUUGUACAACAAGGUCAUCGGCUGCAGCGGGUGUGGUGUAUCAUCUCACUCGCUGGAGGGUGAUCUGGGUGAAGCACUGGGUGAGGCGUUGAGUGAGGCCUUGGUGGGGCUGCCGGCUGAAGUAAAGGUGGUGGCCUCAGGGACGGAUAACGUGGUUCCCCUGGAGGAGCUGGCUAUGAGGACUCUGCACCGCAUCUACCACCACCGCCCCACAGACCUCAGCCUGCUGCCCCCCAUCACCCUCCCAAAGAGCCUCCUUGACCUGCUGCAGUUCCCACUUGGUCACUGUCACCGUUGCAGUCAGGCCAUGUUCACCACCAUCUACCCAAAACUCUUCCCCCUCCGUGACACCGCUCUAGCAGGAGUGCACCGCAGGACGACUGUGAGUUUUGUGGCCUAUUGCUGCUCCAGUCACUGCCUCCGGACCUUUGACCUCCAAGGCUGAAAUCAUUUCCUUCCCACUGUCCAUCUCCAUUCAUGAUCUGUUGAUUGGUUUCCAGAAGGCGAUAUACAUCGCUGCGUUAAAUGGCAGUGAGCAGUUGAUCCCGAAGGUCUGUGAGCGUCAUUGCAGGAGCUCUGUGCUUGAUUACAACACGAAGGACCACACAGAAGCAGCCUGAGCGGAUGUUUGGUAGGUCAGAUGAUGGACACACAGCUCAUUAGGCAACAUUUCAACACUUUGGGCAAAGACUCAAACCUUACAUGAUGUUCCAAAGGCCAGCUGACUGGGAGCGUAAUAUUCUGUGUAUGUGGGGGGGGGGCUCAGCGUAAAGACUGUUAAAUGUGAACAGUGCACCACAGAGCUCAUUCCACUAGAUCUGUCUACAAACAGCAGUAUUAGACCUGAGCUAACUAUUCACCCCCUACUAACAGAUGGGCACUUUUUAGAAAAAAAACAACACUUUGUUGAUUUUGUGGAAUGAAUAAUUUUUUCACAGAAGUUUUUUGCAGCAAAUUGUGGAGUCGUUUUUGAGAGAUUAACAUUUGUAGCAUGUUUUGUUUGACUGAAUACUGAAGAAUAUUUGAAGGGUAAUAAUGUAAAAGAAUGUAUCUGUUUGAUAUGUGUUAUUUUCAGGAGUAUGUGUAGAAAGUUGUUAUAUGAACUCACCAACAGAAGCCAAACGCUUAGGUCUCACAGGACAACACAUACAGCUGGAAAAAGAAAAUGUACAUUUGGGAAAAGAUAAAUGUAAACACAACACACUGCAUGAGGUCAGAUUCAUGCUUGUCCUUCUAUAGGGUUUUUAAAAUCAAAGCUCCACCCAAUAAAAUGAACCAGCAGGUGGUCAGAGGUUCUGUUGUCUGUCAUAUUGCAGGGUAAGUUUUAGCAUUUACGUUGUGACCGGGUUUAAAGUAGCGUUUCAUAUAUGAACUUGUUGAAAGCUUUCUGUCUUUACAAGCAUUAAAAUACCGCGCUGUGUAAAAGUUCCAUGAACAUCACAUUUUUACAUUUGCACUUGAUUAGAUUUAGUAUCCACAAAUGUUCUUAGUUUGAAGUCAGUUUCGUUAUUGUCUGAAGAAAGACUUUUGAACAUUUCGGAGUCACUGUGAUUCUCUUGUUGAACUGACGCUUGUGUGUUCAUGUUUGUUGCCGCUGCACAGUUCUAAUUUAUCUUUUGUUUUGAUUGUGGUGCAUUUGACAGUAUAUGUUGACUAAUGUUUGACUUGAAUGAAUUUGUAACUUUCACCAAAAAGAGUUUAUUGGUGGACACAUUAAAACACAAACGUAACAGUUGCAUUCAUCCAAAGUUGGAGUCUGCAUGUGAAACACAGCAAUGUGAAACGCACGAGGGUUUAAUAUAAAUACACUGAGGUGUUGUUGGAGCAUUUAUUGGUUCUUCAUGUCCUCUGUGUACACUCGGAUCAUUCCAGGCCAACUUAAACAACCCCAUUCGUUCAUAUCUGGGAUUUUCUUGAAAAGAAUCAUGCGCAGUUAUUCAAAAUCAUGAAGCUGAAACCUAAAUACUUUCUUAGCUGUGAAUUUUAGAAGUUUGACCCUUUCAGCUAAAUGUUAUAGUUUUUCAGAGUUAUUCUGAACCUCGUGUCACUUAUUUUUCAUGGAUUGGGUUGAAAUUUGGACUGAACAUCCUCAAAAUUUAAUUUUAAUUUUAAAAAAUUACAUCUUUACUAGUUAUCACUUUCUUGUAACCAUUUUUUUGUUCUGUGUUAGUACUGUUUUGUCACACCUUGAAGUGUUUUUUGUGAUGCAUAAAAACAGACUGCUAAAGUGAGUUUUCCAGUAUUUUGAAUGUUUAAUUUUUUAAAUUGCUUUAAAUUUUAAGUUGAAAUUUUUGAAAAAGUUGAAAGUGAUCACAUUACUCCAUUUACUAAUUUCUAAAAAAAACAGCUUAUACUUUUAAUAAGUGUAAUGUUACAUUUAGAGGUGUUUUUUUAGCUAUGUAUUUCCACUAUGUUGAAUUUAAGGUGGUUGUUUUUAUCUGUGUGAUAUCCAAACACACUGACUACUUCAUCAGUUUUACAGAGCUUUUCAGUUUUUGUUGACAUUGUCAUAAAUGUGAGAACUCUACUUCAUGUUAUGUAUUUAGGUCAUUGUAAUUUCAUUGCAGAUAUAAAGACAAAGAAAGAUGUUA
Molecule: messenger RNA, 3498 nt
Organism: Acanthochromis polyacanthus (spiny chromis)
Lineage: Eukaryota; Metazoa; Chordata; Actinopteri; Pomacentridae
Gene: lrrc28
Product: leucine rich repeat containing 28
Exons: 10
Coding region: 243-1352 (369 amino acids)
Molecular function (GO): protein binding
Source: RefSeq, a predicted model, not a curated record